Messenger RNA from Quercus lobata, 1405 nucleotides. Its product is annotated as ubiquinol oxidase, mitochondrial-like. NCBI's taxonomy places the organism in Eukaryota, Viridiplantae, Streptophyta, Magnoliopsida, Fagales, Fagaceae. The coding region runs from base 72 to 1094 and encodes 340 amino acids. The transcript is spliced from 4 exons. Gene Ontology annotation, cellular component: mitochondrion. Gene Ontology annotation, biological process: alternative respiration. Gene Ontology annotation, molecular function: alternative oxidase activity. The record is from RefSeq and is a predicted model, not a curated record.
CUCUCUCUCUCUCUCACAUACAUAAACACAACUGCUCAGACAUCUCUCCGAACUCUGAGGAAACAAAAGAGAUGAAGAGGUUUGUGGCGGGGAGUCUGGUGAGUGGGCUGAUCAGCUGCGGCGGCGGCGGUUACAUGUCGGCGGCUGAGAUGAUGGCGAGGCCUGGUAGCAUGCAGGGCGUGAUGAUGAAUAAGCAGCAGAGUCAACAGUACUACUACUGGAGGAGUAGAAUGAUGAGCUCGGGGGCGGAGAAGAGCAAAGAGGUUGUUAACGGAGGAGGAGUGGGAGCGAUCAAGGAAGAAGAGAAGAAGAAGAAUGGUGAUGAGGAGAAAGGAACGGUGGAUAGCUAUUGGGGGCUGUCUAGGCCUAGUAUCAAGAGACCAGAUGGUACCGAUUGGCCUUGGAAUUGUUUCAUGCCAUGGGACUCUUAUGAGGCAGACUUGUCAAUAGACGUGACAAAGCAUUAUGUGCCAAAGAAGUUUUUGGAUAAAGUUGCGUACAGGACCGUGAAACUUCUUAGAAUUCCAUCGGAUAUGAUUUUUAAGAGACGGUAUGGUUGUCAUGCAAUGAUGCUGGAAACAGUGGCAGCUGUUCCUGGUAUGGUAGGAGGAAUGCUGCUGCACCUAAGGUCUCUCCGCAAGUUCCAGCAAAGUGGCGGUUGGAUCAAAGCCCUGCUUGAAGAAGCAGAGAAUGAGAGGAUGCACUUGAUGACCAUGGUGGAACUUGUACAGCCCAAGUGGUAUGAAAGACUUCUGGUUCUCGCUGUGCAGGGAGUCUUCUUCAAUGGCUUCUUUGGUGUAUAUCUUCUCUCCCCCAAACUGGCCCAUAGAAUUGUUGGUUACCUGGAGGAGGAAGCAGUAUACUCAUAUACAGAGUAUUUGAAGGAAAUUGAUAGUGGUGCAAUUGAAAAUGUUCCGGCUCCUGCUAUUGCAAUGGACUACUGGAAGCUACCCAAGGAUGCAACCCUUAAGGAUGUUAUAAUUGUAAUUCGUGCUGAUGAAGCUCACCAUCGGGAUGUUAACCAUUUUGCUGCUGACAUUCACUUUCAGGGAAAGGAAUUGAGAGAGGCACCAGCCCCUGUUGGUUAUCACUAAGAUGUAAUUUGUGAAGAUUCAAAUAGAUAAAUUUUCAGACAUAUAUAGUCUUGAAUUGCAUAUGGUGAGGACUUUUGUCUAUAUGAUCAUGUAUUGUUUUGUCAGACGAGUUUGAGAGGAUGAAAUAUAUGGUAUGUGGAUUUUUAAAUCCAAUUUGGUUGACUUUAAUGACAGCUUCUCUAUAAUGGCGAUUUGUAAUUGCAUGUUUUUGUUGUGCCUGUCAAGCAUGUCAGUUAUUUUUAUGGAAGCAUGUUAGUAGUCUGCAAUCAAGAUGGGAAAGGCUUGUUAUUUACUAAAACAAUUGUAACUUG